Rhodofomes roseus is the source of this 1888-nucleotide messenger RNA. Its product is annotated as Alpha/Beta hydrolase protein. The record is from RefSeq and is a predicted model, not a curated record. The coding region runs from base 140 to 1780 and encodes 546 amino acids. Lineage: Eukaryota; Fungi; Basidiomycota; Agaricomycetes; Polyporales; Fomitopsidaceae. The transcript is spliced from 15 exons.
GGCCUUCGAUGUGCGUCACGACGUGCGGGGUGUGAUCAACCUGUGAACACCACGUCGGGGACGUAUUUAAAUCUCGCGCGAUGAACCAACCCUCCUCCCCUUUGCUUUCGCAGGAAGGGACUCCGGACCACCGCCUUCUAUGCUCGCGAUGCUUGCAAACGUGAUACAGGUUCUUGUGCUCGCGAAACUCAUCUCGGCUUUUCCAAGUGCAUCACUGGAGGGUCGAUGGGCCAACGUCUCGACCCCUGUGGUGGACCUCGGAUAUGCUCAGUACCAGGGCACGUUUGAUUACGAUGCGAACAUCUCAUACUUCUAUGGCGUUCGUUAUGCGCAAGCCCCGACUGGGGAUCUCCGUUUCCAGGCACCGCAGACGCCGACGACCACUACGGGCGUACAACAAGCGACAGCUCUGCCGAACCAGUGCUACCAGGCAACGUCAGGGAACUCGAGCACGAAUCCAUACAGGGCGACGUCGACCUUGGAAAAGAGGGCCGUGACACUGACUCAAGACGAAGACUGUUUGUUCCUGAACAUCUACACCCCGGGACAGCUGCAGCCGGGCGCAGGCCUUCCCGUCCUCGUCUGGAUACACGGUGGAGGAUACCUCGCUGGAUCAGCAAGCAUCUACACCGGCCAAGACCUUGUCAAAGAGUCUGACUACGGCGUCAUCACCGUGACAAUUCAAUACAGACUGGGUAUCCUCGGUUUCCUCCCAGGCUCCGAGGUAAAGGCGAACGGCUCACUGAACGCGGGUCUCCUCGACCAGAACUUCGCCUUGCAGUGGGUGCAGGAGAAUAUCGCGUCCUUCGGCGGUGACCCAGCACAGGUCACCAUAUGGGGCGAAUCAGCUGGUGCUGGAUCUGUCCUGCAGCACAUCGUGGCGCAUGGAGGAGAGACAGAGCCUCCGCUCUUCCGCGCUGCGUUGACCAGCUCGACGUUCUUGCCCUUCCAGUAUUACUAUAACGACACCAUCCCCGAGGCACUCUUCUCCGAGACAAUCGCACAAACCAACUGUACCAACGCAACCGACGCCCUCGCAUGCCUGCGCGCCGCCGAUGCUUCCACCCUGCAGGCCGCGAACUAUGCGAUCAACCUCGCGGGUUUCUUCGGCACGUUCGUCUUCGUCCCCGUUAUUGACGGUACCUUCAUCGUCGAGCGGCCCACCGUCACCCUCGAGCGGCGGCGCGUCAACGGCGAGAUGCUCCUGGCCGUUACGAACUCGUACGAGGGCUGGAACUUCGUCAACUCGGUGACGCCCCCGACGAACCUUACGAACUACGUCACGGAGUUGUUCCCGUUGAUCAACGAGACGACCGUGCAGGCGAUUGUGCAGGCGUACGAGAGCGCUCCGGAGUUGACGAAUGCGUCGGCGCAGGCUAUUGCGGUUCAGGGAGAAUCGAUCUUCAUAUGCCCAACCUACCUGCUGAUGGAGGCCUUCGGGGACAACGCCUACAAGGGCGAGUUCGCAGUCCCGCCGGCUCACCACGGCCAGGAUAUCCAAUACUACUUUCCAACCUCGAACCCGCCCGUUUACAAUAACUCAGAUCUCAUAACCUCCUUCUCGCAGUCCUUCCUCUCCGUUGCGCGCUCUCUGAACCCGAACGACAAGUUUUUCACGGACCUCAAGCCGGAGUGGGACGUCUGGCAGAACGGCACGACGGAGAUGUUGUUCAACGUCACCGCCGCGGGCGAGCCCGUCGUGAACACGACGACGACGGACCCGGCGCUCCUGGAGCGAUGCGCGCUUUGGCAAAGUCUGAGCAGCUUGACGUACCAGUGAUUCGGGGACCGGUUUUGUUGAGAUCUUGACAGUGUACUAGUACUUGUACUUGAACUCCCUGACAGGGCUUGCACGUUGUUAGCAUUUGGCGACCAAGAUGACAUGUAU